CCAGUUAGAGCUCACUCACACAAAGACAACAUGUGGAGAAUCUUGUUCAACUGCUUCAAACCACAUAAUCAUGUCACUCAUUCAUAAUCCAAAUAAUUCCCUCAAAAAGUAAAAGUGAGUCAUUCUAACUUGGGUUGGUAUCAGUGAACCAUCUCAUUUCAUUUGAUACAUCAGUAAAGGUAUUCGCAUACAUUGUAAACAUACCUCACCUGCCUUUGGGAGCCAGUGUGGGUGUGACCCGCAUUCUGUAGCUGCGUCGUCUUCACCGCGUUGCGCAAUGUGUUUGAUCACAUCGUGUACAACCCGACCCAACCGCUCCCUUUCCCUAAAUUUUAAAGAUUUUGCUUUGAGACUCAAAUCCAGUCGUGUCCCUGGAACCCGCAAGCUUGUACAGCUCGAAGCUUAAUUCACGCUCACAUCAACAACAACCAAAUCCAAAACUUUGAAACGUGGAGGAGAGUUUUACCUGGAGGUACUUGAACUACACAAACCCGUCAGGUAACCCACGGCUGUGACUGACUGUGGCACCCUUUCACUGCCAUCAGUUCGUCUCCUCACAGCUGCUGUGUCAUGGGGGACAUCGACAAAGGGAAGAAGGUGUUUGUCAAGAAAUGUGCUCAGUGUCACACACUGACGAAUGGGGGACGCCACAAGGUGGGACCCAAUCUGUGGGGUCUGUUUGGAAGGAAGACAGGACAGGCACCUGGCUUCUCCUACACCCAGGCCAACAUCGAUAAAGGUAUCAUAUGGAAUGAGGAAACUCUGAAUGACUACCUUCAAAGUCCUAAGAAGUACAUCCCUGGUACCAAGAUGAUCUUCAAUGGGAUCAAAAGGAAAAAUGAAAGACUGGAUCUUAUAGCCUAUUUAAAGGACUCCACCUCCGAAUAAACUGCACAGAACACACUCAGUGGACAGAAGCAUUACACUGUACAUUUAGGAAAGAACACAGUGCGUUCUUUGUUUCAAUUUUGAGUUCACAAUUUGCAAUAGUUUUAAAAGUCUAUAUGUAUUAGGCUACCACAUUGCUGCAACACUGUUUCUGUGUCGAGGAGACUGUUUUUAAUUAUCGUAUGAGUCAGCCUUCUUGCAAGUUGUGGCUUUUCCAGAUAUUUCUCAGCCAAGGCUUCUUAAAGAGGCAGCCAUCCAUUUCGCUUUGCUCAAAACAGAGUUGUUUACAUAAUUAUUUCACCACCGUUUUCACAGAAACUAUUUUAUUAUGUUAGGCACUUGUUUAGUCUCAUUCUGUUGUGUGGUUUUCUUCUACACUCUCAAAGUGUUUGUGUUAAAUGGUGCUGGACUGUCUGUCUUAUCCCCUCCUCCUUUCUUUAAGCCAGUCGGUGGAAUCGCUUUUAAUGUUAUGAAGUUGCAUUUUCAAAUGAGUGUAUUGUAUUCCUACUUUUUCUAAAUUAACGUGUGUCUAUAUGACUUAAGAACAAUGAGGUCAAACUAAUUUGUAAUUUACUGGAAAGGGGUGUUUUUUUGGUUAAAGUAGCACACUGACAAAUACUUUAACUUGGUCUAAUAACGGCCUGUUAAAUAGGUGCUUACAUUUAUAUGAUGGUCUUUAAACUGAGUUACUGUUUCAUACUUUGAGUCAAAGGACGUGGCAAUAAAAAUGUUCUUCUGCUUUCGCAAAUUAUUUCAGUGAGUCAUUUUUUCACAUUUAUUGUUUCAUUCCACUUUAAAAUGACGUAUUUAGGUCAUAUUGUAUUAAUUUAAUUUACU
Anarrhichthys ocellatus (wolf-eel) is the source of this 1725-nucleotide messenger RNA. Its product is annotated as cytochrome c iso-1/iso-2-like. Gene Ontology annotation, molecular function: heme binding; electron transfer activity. Lineage: Eukaryota; Metazoa; Chordata; Actinopteri; Perciformes; Anarhichadidae. Bases 571 to 888 code for a protein of 105 amino acids. The transcript has 3 exons. The record is from RefSeq and is a predicted model, not a curated record.